Messenger RNA from Emericellopsis atlantica, 1403 nucleotides. RefSeq lists its product as uncharacterized. The coding region runs from base 93 to 1322 and encodes 409 amino acids. NCBI's taxonomy places the organism in Eukaryota, Fungi, Ascomycota, Sordariomycetes, Hypocreales, Bionectriaceae. The record is from RefSeq and is a predicted model, not a curated record. The transcript has 2 exons.
AAACGCGAGUAGAAGACAUUUCCACUUGUCCGUCUCAUUUGAUUCUUCUAUCGUACCGUCAAUUCUGCGAUCGCAAUCGCUUCUGCUGCAGCAUGCCGCGGAACAAGGCCUUCGCCUCGCCUGGUCGCCCGACUCCCUUCUCGAGCGACGCGAACCUCGAGAUUGACGACCGAACCAUCAACGGUCCCCUUCCCUUCUUCAAUCCGACCGACGCCCGUUUUCGCGUCAAAAAGUCCGCCCAGAAGGACUGGAAGCCCACAGCUGAAGAGGCUGCCCCAGGCGCCGAUAUCUUCAUCCCCGGUACCGAAAUCCGCUGGCGCUCACGAGACAACAGAAAAGGACGACAUGCCCUCCUCAUCGAUCGCAAGGAGCAGAAGGGCGGCGCUGCUCACACGGCUACGCUGCGAGCCGUCCUCCGAGGCCUGCGUCGCAUGGCCACCGAGUGCCCGUACUGGGAUGUCUCGUACCUCGUCGCCGUCUCCUUCACAGUUGGCUGCCUCAUCUUCAUUGCCUGCGGACUCUUCUACUGGCUCCCUCUGGUCGAUUCCCGCUACGAGUUCCCUGGGGAAUCAACGGUUGCGGGCGGCGUAACGGCUUUUGUCGGUGCCACCCUUUUCCAGAUCGGGGCUGUCCUCCUCGUCUUCGAAGCCUGCAAUGAGGACAAGACUGGCUGCUUUGGCUGGGCCCUCCAUCAGGCGCUCCACGAAAUGGGCUGGGAUGAACACAGCACCCCUCACCGUGGCAUGAUGCUGGCCCAAGAAGAUCCUGUCGGGUGCCAUCACCAUCACCAGCGCCGCCGUGGACCCAAAAGCUCCGUGAAUGAAUCUCCGUCGAAAUGGCGCUGGAGGUGGUGGCCGUCCUGGUACGAGCUCAAGACGCACUACAUUCGCGAAAUUGGCUUCGUCGCCUCGACAUCCCUCUCCCUUGGCGCCACCAUCUUCUACGUCUCCGGCAUCUGCGCACUGCCAGGUAUAUACGAAAACAUGAGUGUCGGCGUGGCCAGGGGUGUAUACUGGCUGACGUACCUCGUCGGUGGCGUUCUGUUCAUCUUCUCCUCCGCCCUCUACAUGCUCGAGACGCAGCCCAACUGGUACACCCCGGCGCCGCACGUCCUCGGAUGGCACAUUGGCCUUUGGAACAUGAUCGGCUCCGUCGGCUGGACGCUGUCGGCAUCGUUUGGAUACUGCACCGCGAGCUGGUGCGAAUAUCAGGGCGAGCUCACGCUGCUUUGGGCGUCCGCUGCCUUCUUCGUCGGCAGUGCGCUGCUUUGGUAUGAGGCGUUGGAGAAAUACCCCGUGGAAAAGCCUGGGAAGAAGUCAUAGAAGGGUUUCCUGUUGAUGAGCUUCAAUGUUGUCUGUCGAGCAUAGUCAGUUCUUGGGUAGAUGAAUGCUGCGGUGAUUUGC